This is a messenger RNA of Leptomonas pyrrhocoris, 1641 nucleotides long. RefSeq lists its product as hypothetical. The coding region runs from base 412 to 1641 and encodes 409 amino acids. The transcript has a single exon. The record is from RefSeq and is a predicted model, not a curated record. NCBI's taxonomy places the organism in Eukaryota, Euglenozoa, Kinetoplastea, Trypanosomatida, Trypanosomatidae.
GCACUUUCUUUUGGUUGCCACUCAACUUUUCCUCGCUUUCAUGCUUCUCUUUCGUUGCAUAUCGCUGCGCGUGCAAACGGUGCCGUUUUCGCGUCUCUUCUAAGCACGCGAGCUCACUCUUCCGCUGACGUAGCGCCGAAGGUCUGGCCGACGUGGGCUUUAUUAUUUUCGUUGCUGUUGCUGCUUAGCCUCAACUGGGUCGCUACGGAUUCUCACAACUUUGGCUUUGUCUGCUCAUUUGGUCCUCGUUGACUUUCAUGUCUUUUUCUUUUCUUCUGUCGUCGUCUAGGAACACUGUUGUAUACUUGUUGUGGUUUCAGUGAAAGUAUUACCGCCUCUUCCGGCGGCGAUCACGCGCACCCCCUCCCCCCACUCCGGUAGACAAAGGUGGAAACGGAGCCGACGACUGGCAUGGUGACCUUUGACAGCGUCUCCCCCGACACGGCUGUGGUGACCCCCGUGCCAGCCAAAGUCUUUCGCUACGUGCAGACAUGGCUUCCCUUCGCCUUACAGGGCCUGGCCGUGCUCCUCUACGCCGUCAUCCUCUGCAUCAACGACAACACGCGCCACGCACACGCCGCCAAGCUACUGCUGCUCUUCUGUUUUCUUCUUGUGCUGCUCGCGAGUUUUCUGCGCCGGUUGUCGCCCUUCCUUUUCAGCGAGAUCGGCUGCUACCGCUACGACCGCGUGAGCGGCGUGGUGACGCGUCUGCUGCCCAACACACGGCAGUCGUGGAUUGCCGUCAUGACGCUCGCCGUGGUAACGAUGGGCCUGCCGCUCUAUAUGUACCUCUUUACCCACUACACGUGCGAGAAGUACGUCUACGGUUUUGCCAUGUUCAGCCUGUCAAGGAGUCCGUGGAGCAUCUUUUUCGCCGCACCCAUUGGGCUGCUGCUGUGCGGCGCGGUGAUGUGCAUCUGCGGCGCUCUUGUGAUGCUCCCCCUUGGCGGCCGUAACGCGCUCUACGUGGCGGAGUGGCAGAAUCGCUUGCGGGUGUGGAUUCGACUCGUCUCGUGGCUUCCGCUUACGCUGCUGCUGCUGACUCUCUUUCUUUGCGGUCGUGCGCUGCAGUGUAAUGGGCCGCUUGGUCGCUUCGGCCUCUCCGCUGACUCUGCUGCUUGUCGCACAGGGCUCAGUUUAUUGGGAGGUUGCGUGGUGUGGCUUUUCAUUGCGGUUGCUUACAUUGGCUUGGAUGUGGGGCUGGGGUACGUGCGUUUCUUAGGCGGUGGACCGAUCGGCUACUACGCACUGGAGCCACGGGUGGAUGGGCUUUUCUGUGAGCUUCUUGUCUGGACGCUGAAGGUGACGGCGGCGAUGGUGACGCUGGUGGACCCCAUCGCGGCGGACCUCGCCGUCGCCGUGCUCUUUUCGGGUCUCUUUGCUUUUGCCUGCUUCCGUCACACCGCGACGGUGGAAGUCUUGGAGGAGCUCAUCCGCUGCUCGGUUCUGACGGUGGCGGUGACCUGUGUCGUUUCGCUGUGUGUGACGUCACAGCGCAUCCCCGCAGUGGUGACGGGGCUCGUGGUGCUGCUGUGUUGGGUAGGAACCGUGGGUGCUGCGACUGCGUUUUAUUUGCGCCGCUUUGGCUGGGCGUUCUUCGGCAGCGGGCGUGAAGUCACGGCGGACAUCAUUGUAUUGUAA